Molecule: messenger RNA, 2145 nt
Organism: Naegleria gruberi
Lineage: Eukaryota; Heterolobosea; Eutetramitea; Acrasida; Naegleriidae
Exons: 3
Coding region: 1-2100 (699 amino acids)
Biological process (GO): transmembrane transport
Cellular component (GO): membrane
Molecular function (GO): ATP binding; ATP hydrolysis activity; ABC-type oligopeptide transporter activity
Source: RefSeq, a predicted model, not a curated record
AUGACUAAAAAGGAAGAUACUAAGGGAGGAGCUUCUAAUGCUGCUACUUCUCUCGAUAAGGAGCAAGUAAAUUCCACCUCUACAACACAUCUAGUUGUUGAUGAACAGAACACAAAAUCUCCUCAAGAAACAGCAACCCGACCAAGUAGAAAUCCCUUCAAACGAUUCAAAAAGAAGAAGGCUGAUGAGAAAUCAAAUGUUGAUGAAAUCAAAGAUGAACAAGAGCCGAAUAUUACUGGAAAGGAUAACAUGAUCAUUUUCAAGAUUUUUGGAUGGAAUUGGUUGCUGGUAGUGAUUGGAGCAAUUGGUAGUUUGGGUAAUGGUGUCAUUCCAUUGUGUUUUCAAUUUGUCAUGGGUGAUUUGGUGGAUGUUUUCCAGCCAAAGAAUGGUGUCGUUCCAACUGUUGACUCUAUGAAAGCAAGUGUUUCAGAUAUUGCUAUCAAGUUUGCAAUUAUUGCUGCAGGAUCUGCUGUGGCCAGUUUGCUCUCUCAAUUCUUUUUAAAUUUGGCAAGUGAAAGAAUUGGUGUUGCUUUGAGAAAGGCCUAUUUCAAUGCAUUGACAACUCAAGAGAUGGGUUUCUUUGAUAUUAAGAAGACUGGUGCAUUGACAGUUGCAUUGAGUGAAGACGUGUCCAAAAUUCAAGAAGUCUACUCUAACAAAUUGGCUCUCCUUUUACAAAACACUGCCCAAUUCAUUAUUGGUAUUGUCCUUGCCUUUGUUUCAUCUUGGCAAAUGUCCCUUGGCAUGAUUUCAACCUCUCCAUUGUUGGUGUUUGGUGUUGGUGUCUUGUCUAAGGUUGUUGAAUAUUUAACUAAAAAGACAAAUGGAGCUACGGAACAUUCUGCAUCGAUUGCAACUGAAGUUGUUUCAAGUUUUAGAACUGUUAAAUCAAUGGGUUGUGAACAAAAGGAACAAGAUAGAUUUGCCAAAGAUUUAAAGAAUAUUAGUACUUAUGGCUUGUUCAAAGCCAUCUUGCAAGGAACUACUUUUGCCUCAGUAUCAUUCAUUCUCUGGGGAACUAUUGCCUUAGCCUUCUGGUAUGGAGGUGGCUUGGUUGCAGAAAAUACCAUAACAGUUGGUCAAAUGAUGAAAGUUUUCGGUAUGAUGCUAUUUGGUGUUAUUGGUCUUUCUCAAGCUGGUACUCAAAUUCCAGAAUUUUCCAAAGCUCAAAUGUCUCAAAGAACCAUUCUCAAAGUUUUAAAGAGAAGUCCAGCAAUUCCAUUUGCAGGAGGAAAAGCUCCAGAAGAAAAGUUGAAAGGUUCCAUUCAAGUUAAGAAUGUCAAGUUUAUUUACCCAUCCCGUCCAAAUGCAGUUGUCUUGUCUGAUUUCUCAAUUGAUAUCAAGCCAGGAACUUCUGUUGCUUUGGUUGGUCCAUCAGGAUCAGGAAAGUCAACCAUUGUUGGUCUAUUGGAACGUUUCUAUGAUCCACAAGAAGGUGAAAUUAUAAUUGAUGGAUAUAAUAUUAAGGAAAUUGAUCCUCAAUGGCUCCAUAGAAAUAUUGGUAUUGUCACUCAAGAACCUGUAUUGUUUGCCACUUCAAUUAGAGAAAAUAUUGCCUAUGCUGUUGGUGCUGAAAAUGUCUCUCAAGAACAAAUUGAACACGCUGCCAAAGCUGCCAAUUGUCAUACCUUUAUUAUGGAGUUACCAGAUGGUUAUGAAACUAAACUGGGUGAAAAGGGUGUUUCCUUAUCAGGUGGUCAAAAACAACGUGUUGCCAUUGCAAGAGCCAUUCUCCAAGAUCCACAAGUCCUCCUUUUGGACGAAGCCACCUCAGCCCUCGACACUGAAAGUGAAGGUCUCGUUCAAGCAGCUCUUGACAAUCUCAUGAAGGGAAGAACCUCCAUCUGUAUUGCUCACAGAUUGAGUACUAUUCAAAACUGUGAUACCAUUUAUGUACUCGUUAAGGGAGAAUUGAAAGAAUCAGGAACUCACCACGAAUUAAUCAAGAAGGAAGAUGGUGUCUAUAGAAAAUUAGCUGAAAAGCAAAUGAUGUUUGGAAAGAGUGAAAUUGACUUGAUCAGAAACGAAUCUGCAGUAGUCAUCUCCCCUCAAAAUGAAGUUAAGACUGAAAGCUCCUUUGAGGAUAUUUCAAUUUUGUAAAUAGUGUAAAUAGCGAAAAGAAAUAAAUUUUUGAAUUUUUAAUUU